AUGGAACUUAACAGCGCAACUAAACGUCCUGAUAUUAGUAAGACCAGCGAGCUGCUCAAAGUAGCUGGAGAAACAAAUAAGGGAUUCAGGCGAAUAUCAUUCAUUCCGAUUUGGGCAAAAAUUACUUCAAGAAAUGAUUUUGAUCCAGACAUAUCUGACGGAGAUUACCCAAUAAACGACGAUUGGGACACCGAUGAGCUAGCUGUUCUGGCUGAUUCCAGUUCUACUGAGAAACCGUCCAUUCUCGGUGUCACUCCAUCAGCAAUCACCAAGUUGGGGCCUGUCAGAACAGUGGUGUCGGCUGCCGCGUCGAUCGCCGCUACAAAUGUCAGACCCAGGAUUAUACCCGAUCCCAAUAUGUCACCGAAGGAACGUCGUCAGCUAAUAAGCGCUGUGAUGGAGCGAACAAAUGCAAUGGUACACUUAUCAGAAUGUCUGGUGCCCCAGCCUCGUUGGCUAAUCGUCAGACAACUAGCACCAGCUGCUGACACCGCUUACACACCACCCUGUGUCCAGCUGCAUCGCUGUGCUCCUGACUCCGGCUGCUGCACCAACGAGGAAGACGUCUGCGCACCCAUUGGAGGAGAAUAUAUCCUUUUACCUUUUUAUCUUCACAAAGCGGAUGGCUCCAUGAAAGUAGUGAGGAUGCAGUUCUACAAUCAUACAAACUGUGCCUGCGUCUCUAGAGACACUCUCCAGAGCACAAUAAUAUCUAGAAUGAGUAUGGGAAUGAUGGGUGUGAGUAAUCCUAGCACAAGUGAAAGCCAGGAAGAGGAGAAACCCACAAGAAUCGUGGAACGUCAGAACGAUUGGAGGACUCCGACACAGGAACCAGCUCUGGAUAAAGAUGAAGAAGAAACAACUGAACCUCCACAAUUGCGCAGAUGUACUUGUCCGGGGCUUUUCCUGGCCAGCAUGACAGACACUGUUCGGUGUUCAUGUGUGUGCGACUGGCCUGACGCGAGCCGCCGUCGGGACUGCCAGUCAUUGGCAAAGGGGAAGGAGCACUUCGGUCUCCGGGACCGUGUCUGCGUGCAAGUUGGUAACUGCACUCCUCCUUCUUGUGAAUACGGAGUGUACGACAGAGCGCUUGGCAGGUGCCCGUUGCGAAAGUACAGAAGAGUCAGAUACCAUAGAGGAGGGAGAUAUCAUGAGAAAACUUAUACAGUGUGA
Molecule: messenger RNA, 1173 nt
Organism: Arctia plantaginis
Lineage: Eukaryota; Metazoa; Arthropoda; Insecta; Lepidoptera; Erebidae
Source: the annotation of a GenBank genome assembly